Molecule: messenger RNA, 279 nt
Organism: Dictyostelium purpureum
Lineage: Eukaryota; Evosea; Eumycetozoa; Dictyosteliales; Dictyosteliaceae
Exons: 2
Coding region: 1-279 (92 amino acids)
Source: RefSeq, a predicted model, not a curated record
AUGACAAAAACUGACGAUAUCCCAGUUGUUUAUAUUGAAAAGAGAAAUAUUAAUCAAAAGAUUCAUGAAAUCGAUGUUGAUAAACAACACAGAGAAAGUAUCGCCAAAACUUACGAAUUCAUUGUAGAACAAGAUAAAAUUAUCAAAGAACACAAAGUUCUCUCAGAAGCUUUAGAUCAAUGUUUCUUCAAACAAAAACAAUCAUAUAUUAAAAACUGCAGAGAAAUUGCAUUACAAUAUUUAGAAUUAGCUGCUAAAAUCGAUAAAGGUAAUGUCUAA